AUGUCUAGGCUAUGUUGUAAUUCCGUUUAUGUUUAGUUGGAAACUCAACUAUUUUUUGCAAGUGAGACAAAAUAAUUGCGAAAUAAUUGAUUAAUUAUAUUACCAGGUGGUGGUGCAGUGAGUUACCAUUGCAGUGGAGAAGAAUUUAUAGUUAAGAGUGUAGAGAGAUACCCCGCAACCCCACACGGGAUGUUUUAAUAUUGCCACAUGCCAAGUGAGAAUGUAAAUUAUAUUUUCCUUUUACUGACAAGUAAAAAGGCGUAGGCUACAUGGCUAGAUAGAAUCCGAAUAUUCUCCGCAAAGACGAUAGCUACAAGCCCUCCUCUCGCCCGCUUGUGCACAACGGACGCCAAGGUAACACAAUGUACACAGAUACAGGAACGAGAGCAAUUCAUAAUUUUAUAAACCAAGCUGCGGAUCGAAGACCCGCGAAUUAAAGAUGCCCCCAGAAGGAGGGAAGUCAGAUAUGGAGAGGAUUGGAGUCUUCAAGGAAAUGGGAUACAUCUCCAUUGGAGAUAAAUACACCCCUUUUAUUCAGCGUCCCUGCAAUGAGUCUGCUCAGAAGGGUAAACAAAUACUAACUGGUGGGGCCACCAAGAAGAAGUCAGGGUUACAAGUGGGCUACUUUGACACUCACUUUAAGCGGGUCUUUGAGAAAGAAGCCCUCACAGACCCUGUGAGGCUCGCCCGGCAAUACAGGAGUCAGCAGUCCAAGAAGAACAUAGGCAGCGCCUUCCUCCCCAGCAAUGGAGAGAAGAAACCGUCAGGGGUUGGCAGCUACUACGGAACUCUGAGUGGUCCCAUCCAGGCCAUGAGUCCUAUGAAGGUCCCCAGGAAGCCAUGCAAACCAUCAGGCAAGAACAUCCUCACCAACCCACCCAAGAGGGGAAGUGGAUACAGCUAUCCGAAUGUCACCCUGUCCAAAGUUGUCCCUUACUCCUCGGACCCCUAUGACAGAGCAAAUGAGAUGUUGAAGAAAGAGACAGUAAGCCAUAAAGCUAUGCUGAAAGGUGGUGCUUUCCACUUGAACCUCCACCCAAAGGAAUGUUUCGACAACAACCCGUACAAACUGGACAAGCCUCUGCCCCCUCUGAAGAGAUUGGAGGAGAAGAAGAGAUUUGUGGUUCCCUUCAAACCCAGCUCACCGAACAAAACAAUUGGCGGCAUGAAAGCAGGUACAUUUGACAUUUACCCCUCUCACUCUGCUGACCCCUACAUCACCCGGAGAUCCAAAUCUGUGACCGUGAAUAAGGAAGGAAAGGUAUUCCACCCAUCUCCUGGACCAAAGAGCACCCCCGUGAAGAGCAUCAUCAGUGUUAAUGUGAACAGGGCAGUGCACUCUGCAAACUACACCAUGAAUAUACCAUCUGUGAUGGCAUACUGAUGUGAAUACUUGCUAUCUGAGGUUGUACUGAAUUUAUGUUGUUCAAAUAUCAAUAUAUUUUUAUGAUCUUUCACAUUGAUAUUCUAAGUUUUAGAAAAAUCCAGAAUAGCACUAAGGAAUGUUGCUGUCCUGUUGAGUGUGUAAGCUGGAAGCCCCACCAUGAUGCCUGACCUGCACUGAAUGAUUAAUGAGUCUCCAUGGAAACUCCUAACAAAUAGACAACUGGCUCUGUUGGACUUUAUUGACAUAUUAAAGGCAUACUUUGAAAUUCUGA
Salmo salar (Atlantic salmon) is the source of this 1658-nucleotide messenger RNA. It is a transcript of the gene cfap96, whose product is annotated as cilia and flagella associated protein 96. Gene Ontology annotation, cellular component: cytoplasmic microtubule; centrosome. NCBI's taxonomy places the organism in Eukaryota, Metazoa, Chordata, Actinopteri, Salmoniformes, Salmonidae. The record is from RefSeq and is a predicted model, not a curated record.